AAAUUGCUGUGAUGGAGAGUGAAUGCACCGUUCACAGGUCUUAGGGAUGAUCUGUCUUCCGCUCAUUGGUCUGCUCCGUGGCGUGGGAAUGGAUGUAUCCAGAGUUUUACCUCUGGCUGCAAAACAGCAAGAGAAAGAAAUCAAGGAGCCACUGCUGUCAUUGACCGGAUCACCCCAGCAUGGUCAGUAGACAGACUUGAGUCCCAGAGAAAAAGCUGCUGGCUUCUGAGGAUAAACCACUUUGAACAGCUUUUACCUUAACCUCGACCUUGAAGACUUUGACUCCUGGUUCCAAGGUAUUUUGGACACCUUCAAUAUUUGCCUUCUCUUUUCUGGUCAAGCCUGAUUCCUGAAAUGGAACUAAAGCUGAAAAAUCAUCUCCUUUGUCUGCAAAUUUGAGACACGAUUGGGAUGGUCUUAAGUGCAUACAACUAGACCCUUAACUGCAGCGAUGAGUUCAGACGAGAAGGGCAUAUCCCCUGCUCAUAAAACAUCCACUCCAACCCAUAGAAGUGCCUCUUCUUCAACAUCCUCCCAUAGGGAGAGUCGGCAGAGUAUCCACGUACUGGAGAGGACUGCUUCCUCCAGCACCGAGCCCUCUGUCAGUCGGCAGUUGCUAGAACCAGAGCCGGUCCCCCUCUCCAAGGAAGCUGACAGCUGGGAAAUUAUAGAAGGACUGAAAAUAGGCCAAACCAAUGUCCAGAGACCAGACAAACAUGAAGGCUUCAUGCUGAAGAAAAGAAAAUGGCCUUUAAAAGGCUGGCACAAGCGUUUUUUUGUCCUGGAUAAUGGAAUGUUAAAGUAUUCAAAGGCACCACUUGAUAUUCAAAAGGGGAAGGUCCAUGGAAGCAUCGAUGUCGGACUCUCGGUCAUGUCAAUUAAAAAGAAAGCUCGGAGAAUAGACCUUGACACAGAGGAGCACAUCUAUCAUUUGAAGGUGAAAUCCCAGGACUGGUUUGAUGCAUGGGUCUCUAAACUGCGCCAUCAUCGGUUGUAUCGGCAGAAUGAAAUCGUCAGAUCGCCGAGAGAUGCAAGUUUUCACAUAUUUCCUUCGACCUCCACAGCUGAAUCCUCACCAGCUGCUAAUGUUUCUGUUGUGGAUGGGAAGGUGCCACCAAACAGCUUUCCAUGGCAGUCCCCGCUGCCUUGCAGCAACAGCCUCCCCGCGACCUGCACCACCGGCCAGAGCAAAGUGGCAGCCUGGUUACAGGACUCGGAAGAAAUGGACAGGUGUGCAGAAGAUCUUGCACACUGCCAGUCAAACCUUGUGGAACUUAGCAAACUCCUGCAGAAUUUGGAAAUACUUCAGAGAACUCAGUCAGCACCUAACUUUACCGACAUGCAGGCUAACUGUGUAGAUAUUUCAAAGAAAGACAAGCGGGUCACAAGACGAUGGAGAACAAAAAGUGUCAGCAAAGAUACAAAAAUACAACUGCAGGAAGGGCCAGCUGCGAAGGGCCAGUUCAGCACCGCCCGGCGCCGGCAGAGGCUAGCGGCAGCAGUGGCUACAACAGUCCCUUUCAGUGCGACCAUGUCACCAGUUCGCUUGCAUUCCUCCAACCCCAACCUUUGUGCGGAUAUCGAAUUUCAGACUCCCCCUAGCCACCUCACCGACCCUCUGGAAAGUUCAACGGAUUAUACCAAGCUUCAAGAAGAAUUUUGUCUCAUUGCACAGAAAGUGCAUUCUCUUUUGAAGUCUGCAUUUAAUAGCAUAGCUAUAGAGAAGGAGAAGCUUAAGCAGAUGGUUUCUGAGCAGGAUCACAAUAAAGGCCACAGCACGCAGAUGGCACGGCUUCGACAGUCGCUGUCUCAGAGUGAAGGAGCAAGCACAUCCUGGGCACUCAACCAGAAUGCUGAACUAAGAAGUCGGUUGAACAGAAUACAUUCAGAAUCUAUUAUAUGUGAUCAGGUUGUCAGUGUAAAUAUUAUUCCUAGCCCUGAUGAGGCUGGAGAGCAAAUCCAUGUCAGUCUCCCCCUGUCACAGCAGGUAGCCAACGAGAGCCGCCUCUCCAUGUCAGAGUCUGUCUCCGAGUUCUUUGAUGCACAGGAGGUGCUGCUCUCUGCAAGCUCGUCAGAGAAUGAGGCUUCAGAUGAUGAGUCUUACAUCAGUGAUGUGAGCGAUAAUAUAUCUGAAGACAACACGAGUGUUGCAGACAACAUUUCUCGGCAAAUCUUGAAUGGGGAGCUCACUGGAGGAGCCUUCCGAAACGGACGUCGAACCUGCCUGCCAGCUCCCUGUCCUGACACCAGUAACAUUAACCUGUGGAAUAUCUUGAGGAACAACAUUGGUAAAGACUUGUCUAAAGUCUCUAUGCCUGUGGAGCUGAACGAGCCACUCAACACUCUGCAGCAUCUCUGUGAGGAGAUUGAAUACAGUGAGCUUCUGGACAAGGCUUCAGAGACUGACGAUCCCUACGAGCGCAUGGUUCUUAUUGCUGCAUUUGCAGUUUCAGGAUAUUGCUCCACCUAUUUCAGAGCAGGAAGUAAGCCAUUCAACCCUGUCCUUGGAGAGACUUACGAAUGCAUUAGAGAGGACAAGGGAUUCCGAUUUUUCUCAGAACAGGUUAGCCAUCAUCCACCCAUUUCUGCCUGUCACUGUGAAUCCAAGAAUUUUGUGUUUUGGCAAGAUAUCAGAUGGAAAAACAAGUUCUGGGGGAAGUCAAUGGAAAUCCUGCCUGUUGGAACACUGAAUGUCAUGCUUCCAAAGUAUGGAGAUUGCUAUGUAUGGAAUAAAGUCACCACGUGCAUACACAACAUUCUCAGUGGGAGGAGGUGGAUAGAGCAUUACGGAGAAGUAACCAUUAGAAAUACCAAAAGCAGUGUUUGCAUUUGCAAACUCACAUUCGUCAAGGUGAAUUAUUGGAAUUCUAACGUGAAUGAAGUCCAGGGGGUUGUAAUGGAUCAGGAGGGGAAGGUGGUGCACCGGCUGUUCGGGAAGUGGCAUGAAGGGCUCUACUGCGGUGUGGCCCCUUCGGCAAAGUGCAUCUGGAGACCAGGUUCCAUGCCAACCAACUAUGAGCUCUACUAUGGCUUCACAAGGUUUGCUAUUGAGCUCAAUGAGUUAGAUCCUGUACUGAAAGAUCUCCUUCCAUCGACAGAUGCCCGAUUCCGGCCAGAUCAGAGAUUUUUGGAAGAAGGAAAUUUAGAAGCUGCGGCCGCAGAGAAGCAACGGGUGGAGGAACUCCAGAGAUCUCGAAGGCGCUACAUGGAAGAAAACAACCUUGAACACAUACCAAAAUUUUUUAAGAAAGUUAUUGAUGCCAAUCAAAGAGAAGCCUGGGUUUCUAAUGAUACCUACUGGGAGCUGCGAAAGGACCCUGGGUUUAGCAAAGUAGACAGCCCUGUUCUUUGGUAAACUGGGAAUGUAGAGCUAGCCAACAUAUCACGCUCUGAAUGAAUAAAUACCUAUGCACAAUUAUGUUUCCUAGAGCUCCGCGUGGUUUCUGGGUCGACUGAAAACCCACCGUUUGCUUUUCUAUUCAUCUUUAUAAUGGACUUUCAGAAGUGCAUUAGACAAGGCCCCUAACCACUUUCGGAUCCUUUCUGUUUUGCUGCAACCAUAUCCCUUAAAAAAAAAAAAAUCCACGCCCUCCUCGAAAAGCAGAAUAAAAGGAGCAGAAUAUAAAACCCAAAGUCUGAAGCGUCUGUAAAGAAAACAAACUGUAACUGGUGCUUAACGCUGAUCCAGAGAGUGCGAGGCGACCUGAUGCAGAAACCACGCGCCUGGUCCUUUGUCCCGAAGCGCUGGCCCCUCGCGCGGGGGGUCCCGGGGACGCCAGUCGAUCAGCUCCGACCUCGAGUGUGUCUGUUUGACGUGGUGUACUUGUUACUGACCUUGUCCACAAAGAUGUGAUACUUCUCAGAACCCCGUUCCAUCUGUACGCCAUUGUUCAUGCCUUAAGAAAUGCAAAGAUGUACAAAUAAAUCAUUUUUUCAAUGUGUGCGCAUAGGUUCAUGUGAGGGACAGCUCUUUCGAAUCGUGGCACGAUUCGCUUUCUGGGAUCAGAACGCGUAGAAGGCGGACGGAAGGGGAUUUUUGCAGAGUAGACUGCACCUGCUUUACUUGGAACGUUGGCGACGGUCUGGUCUGUCUCAAGGGCAAGAAGCAAAAGGCGUGCUCGGCAGAGGUGUGUGUUCACGUCGCUCGUCCAGUUCCUGUCCCGCCACCAGAUAAUAAACCCUCUUGCACCUCACCUCACGGUGUGCCCUGUUAUUUGGCAAUAUCUGUACUUGAUUUGAACCCUUGGCAUCAGUGUUAAAACCUUAGAAGGGAGUAAUAACGAAAAGCACGUGGGGUUUGUGCGUGGGCUUAGGAGCCACCGGCCCCCCAGCUGGGUUGGAGGGCGGCCCAGUGUGGCCCGCGUUGCUGUGCUGCGCCUGGCCCAUGGGCAGCGGUGGGACCCCACUGGGAGCACAAGCAAGGGUACUUAGUAGCUUAUUUGCAUUGUUUGUAUGAGUUCUAUGCAAAACCAUAUUUUAUAUUCUCAUCAAGUGCUCCUGUGUGAUAUGUCUUAGGCAUUUGCCUUGCUUUUGGCAGAGAUUAAAAAAAAACAAAAAACAAAAAAAACAAGCUAAGGAUUUUAUCCAUCCCAACAAAGGCAGGGUGGGGGUAGGGGCAGAAAUAUGCUUUUACCUACUUGAGGAUUUGUUUUGUUUUGUUUUUUUCUUCCAGUAUACAGAGGCUUUUGUAAGAAACUUGCAUCAGUGUUCCUGAGUUUCUGCACGUAGACGACUAUAUAAAAAUGCCUGUAUGUUUAAAAAAAAUCUCCUGAUGGAGCUUUUCCUAGAGAAUUAGAAAAUGACAUAUAUUUUAUUCUUAGACUCUUACCAUCGGAUUUUAAGCGCUAUUUUAAACUCUGAUAACAAGGCUAUGGACAUCUUACGUUUCGUUACGAGGUGUUGAUUUUCGUGUUUUCUCUCCUCAGCCAAGCAUCCCUAAUCGGUGGCUAGUCCGCUCUCAACCACCGCUGCCCUGAGAGCCGGAGGGAGAAGCCUGCAGUGUCCACUAGGUGGAACGGUGUUUUAGUUUUGAAACUCAUCCCUCCUCCUACCUGAGUGCCCUACAUUAUGUGUACCGUAGGGUUUGAAGAGAAAUUUCCCUUCAGUGAACCCCCUAACCCCUAGACUUUAGCCUUCCACUGGAGCAACACCCUCCCUCGGAUUCUCGAUGCCUUUAAUUUCCAUUUGAAAUCCAUAGGUGGCUUGCCUCGAGGUAGUACAGUUAUUCCCUUUGUUACUGAUUUUUUUUCCUGUGCAUUCAUCUUGAGGUCUUUUUUUAUCUGCGUCCUGAGACCCAGGCCUUUAAUUUUAAUUAGAAUUUCAUCUGAAUUCCGUGGUCUUCCCCUUGGAAGUCUGUCCUCCCGCAGUCGGUGAAGCUUUAAAUAUGAUUUAAAGUGGUUCUGGUCUGUACUUACUGGCACUUCCCUGAACAGCCUGAAAAUAAGACAAUUCUGCAACGCAAAGGUACUGCAAGCAGAGAAGCAGGAAGGCCAAGCACUAGGUGACCACGGGCGCAUCAGUCAGACGGUCAGACGGCUGAGAGAGGACCCAAGGCCCAUCAGGGAAGCAACUGCUGUACCCCCACAUUCCGCUGUAAUUGAGGAAACGAGUGACUGCUAGAGAGGCCCUUUGCUAGAUAAUAAGUUCAAGCUACAAAUCAAGUAGGUAAAUGUUGGUCAGAGCAAACCUGAAACUCUGGGAUUUCAAGAUGUGGAUGAGAAGAAUGUCACAUCAUGGAAAGCACCACAUUUUAUCAUAUCCCAGGUUUAGAAUCUCUUUUGAGUUCUAGAUAUCCCGAUUGGACUUCCAAUUCAAGCAAUCAGUUCAGUUUAGGUGAUAUUCCUAUGAUACCUGAAUCUCCCUAUUAAGUACUCACACCCAUGUAAUGGCCUCAUCCCUACCCCCCCCCCCUUUUUUUUUAACUUUUUAUUGAUAUCACCGUUUUAGAAUUGUGAGACUUACUCUGUUUGGGAUUGUCAUCUGCAUAAUUUGGGGACUUUUGAGACUAGUUUAAACAGCAAAUGGAUAGAAAAACAUAUUAGAUCGUUCCUGAUAAAACCUGACUUACUAGAAUUUUAAAUAAGGCUCUUUGUUUUAAGGGUACUUUUCUUAUUUGUUUUUCCCUAAAACAAUCUAAAAUAGAGAUUUAGUUCAUCUGUAUACCUCCGCCUUGAUUUAGUCAUAAGCUCCUUCCUUCAUCUUUCUGAGCUGGUCAUUAAGGAAAGCAGUGAUAAGUGAUGAUGGUCCCAUGGAUGUGGCUAGACUGAACAGAUCGAUGGCACACACCAGCACUCAUCAAGGUCGACCAGAAAACUAAUUAUUUUGCUUCCAUAUGCUGCCACCCAGGGUGCAAAUUUACUCUCAGAUUUUGCUGUUACUGUUUUUUUUUUUUUUUUUAAUUAAGUCGUUUUUUCACCGGUUACUUAAAGUUCCCCAAUAAGUUCCAGGCAGUUGUAAAAGUAAACCUCUUUUAAGAUACCUUUUAAUAUUACCUAUCAAGUUAGAUGUGACAUAAAAACUACCAAACAUAUUUUCCGAGUAAGAGAAACCAAGGGGGUAUCAAUACAAAGGAUACCAGGCUGUUGAUUUCCAAACCUUUUGCUCCUCUUCAUUCGUCUGGUCCUGUGCCUUGCAGCAAUCCCACUAAUCAGUCAUUAGCCCCCUGCCCCAAGGGGCACUUGGAAGGCAGGGGUUAAAAGAGGAACCCAAUCAAUGGUUUGCUUAGUUCUGUUACAGCUGUGACUGGAGAAGACUUUAUAAUCAUAAUCUAAUGUAUGAUUUUGUUAUUAAAAAAACUAAUUAUCCAUCUUGUCUAAUCUUGUUCCCUGUCAUCCUAGAUAAUGAAGUGUUUGGGGGAGCAGAGCUCCUCACACGCCAGGGGGUGUAAUAAAUGUUUGCACUUGGUUCAAGUCGUUAUAUUAUGAAUGUGGCACAGUAAAUAAAGUUUGUGUACAAAAGACUAGUUUAUUUCUAUGGGAGCCAUUAUGUUCAGGAUAUAUAUAAUGUAUCUAAUUAAACAAUUAUGAAUCUA
This is a messenger RNA of Canis lupus familiaris (dog), 7030 nucleotides long. RefSeq names its product oxysterol binding protein like 6 (gene OSBPL6). Gene Ontology annotation, molecular function: cholesterol binding. The record is from RefSeq and is a predicted model, not a curated record. The transcript has 27 exons. Bases 452 to 3355 code for a protein of 967 amino acids. Lineage: Eukaryota; Metazoa; Chordata; Mammalia; Carnivora; Canidae. Gene Ontology annotation, cellular component: plasma membrane; intracellular membrane-bounded organelle; cytosol.